Salvelinus namaycush (lake trout) is the source of this 3662-nucleotide messenger RNA. RefSeq names its product harmonin-like. Gene Ontology annotation, cellular component: photoreceptor inner segment; stereocilium tip; cilium. NCBI's taxonomy places the organism in Eukaryota, Metazoa, Chordata, Actinopteri, Salmoniformes, Salmonidae. Gene Ontology annotation, biological process: inner ear morphogenesis; retinal cone cell development; inner ear receptor cell stereocilium organization. Gene Ontology annotation, molecular function: protein binding. The record is from RefSeq and is a predicted model, not a curated record.
GGGAACUGUCGCACGCAGGACGAUUGAACGCUAGUUGGUAGCAUCGUUUUUUUGUCGAAAAUGGAACGAAAAGUAGCUCGAGAAUUUAGGCACAAGGUGGAGCUGCUCAUUGACAAUGAGGCAGAAAAGGAUUACCUGUACGAUGUCCUGCGGAUGUACCACCAAUCCAUGGAGUUGUCAGUGUUGGUGGGGGACCUGAAACUGGUCAUCAACGAGCCCAGCCGCCUGCCGCUGUUUGAUGCCAUCCGGCCCCUCAUUCCCCUCAAACACCAGGUGGAGUACGACCUGCACACCCCUAAGAGGUCACGUAAGCUAAAGGAGGUGCGUCUGGAUCGUACUCAUCCUGAGGGGCUGGGGCUGAGCGUAAGAGGGGGCCUGGAGUUUGGCUGUGGACUCUUCAUCUCACAGAUCGUCAAAGAUGGACAGGCUGGAAACAGUGGCCUGCAGAUGGGAGAUGAGAUUGUACGCAUCAAUGGAUACUCCAUUUCUUCCUGUGUCCACGAGGAAGUCAUCAACCUCAUCAAGACCAAGAAGACCGUGUCGCUCAAAGUCAGGCAGGUUGGAAUGAUACCAGUGAAGAGUUCCACAGAGGAGCCUCUGAAGUGGCAGUUUGUGGACCAGUUUGUGUCUGAGUCUGGGAAAAGCAGUGUGGCAGGCCUGGCGUCCAUUGGAGGCAAGGAGAUCAGGGAGAAGAAGGUGUUCCUGAGCUUGGUGGGCACCAAGGGCAUGGGCAUCAGCAUCUCCAGUGGCCCCACACAGCAGCCUGGUAUCUACGUCAGUAACGUCAAACCUGGCUCCCUCGCUGCUGAAGUAGGACUACAGAUUGGUGACCAGAUCGUCGAGGUGAACAGGGUGGAAUUCACUAAUCUGGACCACAAAGAGGCUGUCAGAGUUCUGAAGAGCAGCAGGAGUCUAACCAUCACAGUUCUUUCUGGUGCUGGCAGUGAGUUGUUUAUGACAGGCGAGGAGCGUCUGGCGGUGGAGGCUCGCAGGGAGCUGGACAGACAAGAGCUGAUGCAACAGAAGAGGGUUGCCCUAGAGACCAACAAGAUCAUUAAGGAGCAGCAGGAGAAGGAGAGACAGAGAAAGAUGGAGAUUUCUCAGAAGACUGCUGAGGAAGAGGAACGCUACCAGAAGAAGAUGGAGAAGAUCGAGGCUACGGAGAGGAAGCACAAUGGGGACUGGGAGGAGGACUGGGCCCCUGGAGAACAAACCAAACCCAAGAGUCCCUCCCCGGCCCUGCACGAAAUCAACACCCCACCCCCCGAGUACAAGAGCUCUGACUAUGGAGCCAGCUCUUUUCAGGCUGAUGACAACGAUGAAGGGGAAGAGGAGGAGGAAGAGGAGGAAGAAGAAGGGCUUUCGGGUUGGUUUUAUCACUAUGAAGGGAAGCUGCCCACACUCCGCAAGAAAGUAGAGAAGAAGAAGAAGGUGUCCAACAUUGACACCUUGCAGGAACAGAGGAAGAACAAGAAAGAGAUGGAGUUUGAGCUGAAGCUGGCUGCAGAGAAGGAGGAAAUGUAUGAACGAGAGAAACAGCUGAAGAUCAGUAGACUGGUGCAGGAGGUGUCAGAGACUCAGCGAGAGGAUCUGGAGGAAGGUGAGCACUGGGUGGAACGUCUCUGUCAGACACGGCUGGAGCAAAUUUCCUGUGUAGAGAACGAGUCCCCAGAGGUGUCCCCUCCUUGCUCUCCUGCCUCUGGGCCUAUGGUGAGGCGUUUCUACGGGGGUCUCCAGCUGGCCACCACUGACCUGGAUGAUUUCAACUUGGAUGAGGUGGACGAGAGUCGGAAAGGGCCCCUGAAGAGACUGGCCCCCACCCAGUCUUCUUCCUCCCAGCCCCCACCACCCCUACCUCUCCCUCCACUUUCCCCCAGACUCAACCCCACCAUCCUCAACUUCUCUCCCCCCUCACCACGACCAUCCCCCCAACUACCCUCCUCCUCCUCCCACUACCCCCCUCCCUCACAGUCCUACAUGAACCCCUCCUCCCCCUGGCCCACCCCUCAACCUCCCCCUCCUCCACCCCCCCGCACCCUGAGGAGAGGCUGGGGGGAGGGUCCCAUGGAUGGUACCACCACCAUCACCCCUCCAGUCCUCCAGAGACAAGGAGCGAGUGGGAACGGGCCGCCGGAGAUGCUGAAACGGAUGGUGACGUAUAACACCUCCUUUAGGUUCAACUUUCAGAAAUAUGUGGAAGACUUUGAUCCCCUCUCCAUGUUCUCCUCGGAGCAGAUAGCUGGACGAGACGUGAAACUGCUGAGAAUCAAAAAGGUUGGACCACUUGAUCUGGCCGUGGAGGGGGGUGUAGACUCCCCUCUGGGAAAGCUAGUGGUAUCUGCCAUUUAUGAUGGAAGCUCAGUAGACAAACAUGGUGGGAUAGUACCAGGAGAUGAGGUGAUGGCUGUGAAUGGGAAGGUCCUGACUGACUCCUCACUGACAGAAGGAGAGAACGCUCUGAACUUGGCCUGGAACAGUGGAGGGGAUUGGAUUGAGCUGGUGAUAGCAGUGUCACCUCCAAAAGAAUACGAAGAUGAGGUGACGUUCUUCUGAGUCACUUCGUCACCCAGCCUGUCAAACAAGCCAUACCCACCAACCACCCGUCUCAUUAUCUCUGACAUACUUCUAUCGUCACAAUCAAAUCCCUGCAUCAAACUGUUUCAAAUGCAAUGCUGAUCAUUACUGAAAACAAGUCUGUUGAACCAGGACCACGCUGUGAUGUGCUACCUGUAUACUGUCUGUGAACUUCAUCCUCUGUUGAGUUUUAUUUAGAUCCCAGUACAGAUACUUCUGAUAUAUAUAAUAAUAUGGAUCUGGGGUACAUAAUCCCCAGAGCUAUAUAUGUAGAGAGUUGAGACAUUGAGGUUACUGCAUUAUUAUGUAUUUACAUGACACUACAAAAUUCUAUUGCAGCCAUGUUAGCUCCCCAUUUAAAUAUGGGCAAUAUUUAAACGAUGCUGUGCAACUGAAUGUCUACAAUUACACAUUCUAAAAUAUUCUAAAAUGUGGCCCAACUCUCUAAAUACAUGGCUCUGGUAACCCCCCUUCUUCUCAUAUUAGUACACCACAGCAAAGGAAGUGUAUCUUAUUGAGUUUUGAGUCAAUCCAGUGGUGAAAAAAGGAACUCCGAAGAGCCCGAGUGUCAACAGGCCUGUAUUGUUCUUUCCCAAGUGGAGCUGGUAAUACUGACAGUCUAAUUAAAUGCUUAGUGCAUCUCAAUGAGCUUCUAGUAUGCCAUAGAUCAAAGCAUGAGCUGCCAAACACCCAAACAUGUUAGUAGUGGUGUUGACUAAUGGCAGGUAAACUGUAGGCUAUAAACAAAUUAAUACAGAGAGGCACACACUACAAAUAAGCACCCAGUCAUUUAUUGUGUUAACCACCAAUGUUUCGGCAUCACAGUGCCCGUGGUUUAGCCAGUAAAUUACUUUAAGCUUAUACUGUGUAUAUAUGGAGUUAUUUGAUUUUUUAUAGCCUUCUAGUAUGCCAUAACAAGCCCUUGGCUCUCGUUGAAAUAACACCCCUAAGUCCCCAAUUAAAGGUGUUUGAUAUUAUCAUUCAGUUACAAUGGGUAAUCAGAAGCAGACCCCGAGGCCCAGCAGGUAGGCAGGCACACUGUGAUGUAAUCAAUGUCCCUCCUCUGAAAUCAACGCCCUCAGAAUCAA